ACUGUUCCAACAAUAUACAUCUGUGUUAGAUGCCCCCGAUUGACUCAGUCAAGUCUAGAAACUGUGACUGAGAGGGUUAAAUGAGGAUUUAGUAGAGGUGUAGUAUAUUACUAGGGUAUGCUUCAGUACAUCUUCAUGCAUUUCAGUGUACUGUAAAUCCUAGUGUUACAAUUCAUAGAGCACAAAUGCUCUUUUUUCCCUCAUCCUUAUUAUGAGGUUUCCUCAGAGCUGGCUGAUAUGCAAUGCCUCAUUAGUUUCAAUCAUUUAUUUAGGUAUGGAGUACAUCAGCUUGAUGACAUUGUCUUGAUCUUGAGAGCAAAUGUGUGGCAGAUAGUUACAGCUGGUUUGGUUCUCUGCCAGGGUUGACGGUCUCAUGGAUGAUGACAGUGUUUUCUUCUUGCAAGAUACUGUCGACAUUCCAUUAAGCAGCUUAACUGAUGAUCAGGAAGAAGUUGCUGACCCACGCGAAUCCCAGCAGUUUUGUCUCCAAGUACAUGAACGAAAGAAAAGAUUUCUAUCUCAAUUGAAUGAAAUACCCCAUAAACUUUUGGUCUCAGAUAAAGAGGAGGAUAAUACACAUCCACUUCACAGCAAUGUUCACAACUUUGAGAUGAUUAACUAUCCCCGAGAUACACCCUUUUUCUCAUUACAUGGCCCUGGGUAUAAUGAAGUAGCGGGGUAUUUUGAUCCAAGAAGGACAAAAACAGAGGACAUCUUAGGGCAAACAAUCUAUCAGCAGCAAGUAUUUCUAGAUGUUCAAGAAGAAAUUCCUGCCACCAAUGAUGUUUCUUUUGAAAGCUUUUUCUCUGAUUUUGUUGUUGGACAGGGCAUUGAUUUGCCACCUUUAAAUUUAGAGAAUAUUUCGAAAGAAGAUGGAAAACCUUCUCAGACAUUUACUCAGACUCCAGUUUCACCUAAAGAGUCAAUACCAGCCUCAGAGACAACAUCUCCUCCUGUCAAAAAACCGAAAUUACUGGGCCAAGAUGAUCUUGAUGACUACAGAGAUCUUCUAAUUGAUGUUUUGGUAACUAGGAAUCCUAUAAGAAUGAGUAGCACUUUAAAGACAUCAAGUGUUUUGAAAAAAGCUCUGAACUCUGCAACUGCCAAAGAUGUUCCUCAAGGAGGUUGUUCUAAUGGCAACCAGUCUUUAAUGAAUAGUUUUGUUGACGAAAAAAGUGUUGUUCGUGAAAAAUCUCCUACAAGCACACCUAAAGUGCCUAUCACUGUUAAAAAUUCCUCUCUGCUAAGACUUGCCUCCGACCCUAAUCACAGCUUCAUAGAUGAAUUUGAUAGGUCCUUACAGCCUUCAUUAUCAUCUACACCAAAAUCCCGUUCAAAUAACAGUUUGUCUAAACGCAAGAAGACUGAUAAACCUAGGACAAAUUCCCCCAAGAUGAGCGUAAAUAAACCUCCCUGUGAGCAGCUCAAUAAGCGGCAGAAAGUUUAUAAAGCCUCAUCGGUUGAACGUUCUAGCAGUGAAAAUGAUUCUUCACAAUCUCCAAAUUUAAAAGGUACUACUUGUACACCUCCUCAGAGCAAAAUCGUAGAAGAAAUCCCAAAGACAUCUGUUGAUUCUCAGAAAAUUGUUCAAUUAUCAAAUGGGGACACAGUAGGAGAUCAGAAUAUGGCAGAAUUAAAAAUGAUUACUGAAGAUACAGAAAUCCCACAAAAAGAAAAAACGCAGCCUCAACCAGUAAAAGUAUCAGAACCAGAAGUUAAAGAUAAAGCAGAGAGAACUAAAACAUCUCCAGCUGUCCCUCCUGAGUCAUGUGAAGAGACCAGUGCUCCUGUUCAACCCAAAAUCAUUGUUGAAGAAAAUUCAGUAGUUGAAACUUGCAAAACAGCGUCGCUUGUAUAUGCAAAGGAUGUUGCUGCCUCUAGCUCUUGUAUUGCAUCAUCGGAGGGAAUGGAGUCGAGCUUAUCCAGGAAAGAGAAUUGUCCAGCCAAGAAAUCAGUCAGCGAUCAAGCAGAUGCAGCCACUGUUACAAAUAAGCAAUCCUCUUCGACUGUCUCCUCACCUAUCAUCUCUGAGAAUAAGGUCCCUGGAAACAUUCCUGGAAACAUUCCAGAAAACACCCAACAAAGUUUGUUCGGUGUUCUCCGAGACAUCCAAGUCCCGGACAAAUACCCCAAGAACAACACUAUAAAAGAAGUUGAUCCAAAAACGAGCAAGAAAUUAUACUCCAGGGAUGUGUGCAAUGCAAAGGAUGUCCUGUUUUACAACAUGUUGAAGGGAACGGCUCAAAAAAGGGAGAUUAUCAAAAUGAAAAGGAUAGUAAGUUGGAUGGUGGAAGUCACAGUUUGUUGGAUGCUGGUCUUAUGUCCAUCAGACAGAUUAAGGGAAUAGAUCAGCAGAGUCCUACUCCUACAUCUCACGAUUCUAAUUCGCCAUCAUCUGAUGACGUCAUCAUGUCAGGACAUCAAAAUCCCACAGAAAUCUCGGCUGAGAAACUUAAAAGAUUAGCUUUCAAAGACCGAGCAAUUGGCCAGCAACUGAUGAAGUAUUGUUGUUGUUGGGUCGAGGAAACUAAGCACUCAUCUUGUGUUGAUUUGUACGGGGAGUUUCUAGUUACCAUUAACAACAGGUUUCGUCAACAACUGGACAUGUCGAUUGUAAACGCGGCACUGUCUGUGUUAUCUCGAAACUCAGAUAGAGUAAAACCAGACAACUUCUUCCUAAAAACCGCUCUGUUUACAACUGAACUCCUCAAAGUACUGACGCACAACAAUCAGACAUUUUGAUGAAAUAUUUAAUUGAUUAAUUAAUUGAUUAAUUAAUUAAUUAAUUAGUGUCAAUUUUCACUUCAUGAGUUUGUCAGAUCUGUGUUACUGUUUCUUUUACUUGGAAUUUUGAGAGUUUUUAUUCUGUGAUUCUUCCUGUUAGGCACUAUUAUGAGUGCCGGUUUUUUUAAUUUCUAGGUCAGAUUUUUAACCCAAUCUUUGUUUUCACACUUUUCAAUUUCCAUGGGCUUUUAAAUAUUUUAGUUCCUUGAUCCUUAUCUUGCAAGGUAAUCAUUGAAGGUUAAUUACCACAGAACUUGUUGAUCGUAUUUUCAUAUCAUUUUGUUGCUGUUGAAUGUAUUUAUUCUAUAAUCGAGUAAUUUUAUAUUUCAC
Molecule: messenger RNA, 3114 nt
Organism: Bolinopsis microptera
Lineage: Eukaryota; Metazoa; Ctenophora; Tentaculata; Lobata; Bolinopsidae
Exons: 10
Coding region: 374-2347 (657 amino acids)
Source: RefSeq, a predicted model, not a curated record